Messenger RNA from Suncus etruscus (white-toothed pygmy shrew), 2271 nucleotides. It is a transcript of the gene CALCOCO2, whose product is annotated as calcium binding and coiled-coil domain 2. Gene Ontology annotation, cellular component: PML body; autophagosome. Gene Ontology annotation, biological process: positive regulation of autophagosome maturation; xenophagy. NCBI's taxonomy places the organism in Eukaryota, Metazoa, Chordata, Mammalia, Eulipotyphla, Soricidae. The record is from RefSeq and is a predicted model, not a curated record.
GUUGCGCUGCGGCCCAGCUGCUACCCCUGGACACCCUCACCAUGGAAGAGACUGCCGAAGAACCCCCCAUGUCAGCCGUGUUGCUGGAUGAUUGUCAUUUCUCUCAGGUCAUCUUCAACAGUGUAGAAAAGUUCUAUGUUCCUGGAGGGGACGUCACCUGCUUCUACACCUUUACUCAACAGUUUGUUCCCCGUCGGAAGGACUGGAUUGGAAUUUUCAGAGUGGGAUGGAAGACCACCCGAGAGUAUUACACCUUCAUGUGGGUUACUUUACCUCUGGACCUAAACAGUGACGAAGCCAAACAUCAGAAUGUCCACUUCAAAGCUUAUUACCUGCCCAAGGAUGAUGAGUAUUACCAGUUCUGCUACGUGGAUCAGGAUGGUGUGGUCCGGGGAGCAAGUAUCCCAUUCCAGUUUCGUCCAGAAAUUGAGGAGGAUAUUCUGGUUGUUACUACUCAGGGAGAGGUGGAAGAGAUUGAGCAACAGAACAAAGAACUUCACAAAGAAAAUCAGGAACUGAAGGACAACUGUGCCAGCCUCCAGAAGCAGAACUCAGACCAGCAGGCUGAGCUCCAGAAGAAGCAGGAGGAGCUAGAAACCCUGGAAGGAAUCAAUCAGAAGCUGGAACAGAAGAUGAAAGAGCAGCAGGACUGCUGGGAGACUGAGCUGCUUUCAAUGAAAGAACAGAACCUGAAGCUGUCCUCUGAGAAUAAGAAGCUGGGAGUGAAAGUGGACCAGCUUGAGGUCCAGCUGUCAACUCAAGAGAAAGAGAUGGAAAAACUUGUUCUGGAAGAUCAAGAUAAGACAGAGGAGUUGGAACGUCUGACACAGGAAAAUGAAGAGCUCUUUUUCAAUUUAACCAAACAGACGGAAAGCUGCAACAAGCUGGAUCAGACAGUGCAAGAGAUGAAACUGAACGAAAUUACUGAAGUGCAAAAGCACCAAUCGAUACUGGAUCCUAGGAACGAGCUAACAGCAGUGGAGGAGCAGUUAGUACUCGAGGUGACCAGCUUAAAGACAAAGGUAGAGGCCUAUUUCUUAGAGAAGCACAAAGAGUGCCAAGGACUCUACAAACAGAUCAGGCAUCUCAGGGCUGCUGCACUGGAAGAGAACUUUGACCUGUCAAAUAGACUAAGUGAGAACAAAAUGAUAUGUGAUGUUCUGAAGAGAGAGAAACAGCAGCUGGAAAGAGAAAAUGAGAUUCUAAAACGGGAGAACAGCAGAUUGCUGAGUUAUAUGGGUCUAGAGUAUGAUUGUCAGCCAUAUCAAGCCCCUACCUCUGGUCUAGAAGGUGCGGGACAGAACUCAGGACUUGUCUUUGGAAACCCAUAUUCUGGUAUCCAAGAAAGUUCUGCUCCCUACUUGAAAUGCCACUCUUACGAACCUGAAUUUCCUGAGCAUAUUUUUGAGCCCACCAUGGAGCAACAGCACCUGGUUUGUUUGAAUUGUCCAAUUUGUAACAAGAUCUUCCCAGCCACAGAGAAGCAGGUCUUUGAAGAUCAUGUGUUCUGCCACUCGCUCUAAGUGUCCCAGCCUCUUGGAUCUCUGUUGUACAAAAACUUUUAAGAGUAGAACCUUUGUCUUCUCUGCAUUAUGGUCUAAGCUAGCCUGUAACCUGACGUGAUUAGGGAUUGACCCUGUCCACUCCAUCUCAGCUAAAGGUGACGUCAUGUCAGUUACCUAAAGGGUAGUGGUAAGGGCCAUUUCUACCGUCCUGUGGAAGAACUUGAGGAUGUUACUCCCAUCCUGUUGCUUCCAUGCCUUAGGUUACUCCUCUUUGAUCACUGAACCCAGUUUCUUUUCCUAGGGAUCUCAUGCCAAUAGACCCCAAAGUGAAAAGAUUUUUCCCUUUCCCUAGAAAUCUCAUACCAGUAGACCCUGAAGUGCCCAAGUCCCUGGGAUGGAACAGAUCUGGUUGUUCCAUUCUUUUUUUUUUUUUUUUUUUGAUCUGGUUAUACUUAACAUGUAUGUCUAAGCUGCUGUUUUGUGAUUUGAUUUAUAAGUGUCCCCUGUCCGUUCAUGGUCAGGCCUUGUGCUCAGUUCUCAAUCCUAACCCUAGGUCUGACCAGAGUAUGAGAAGUUCCUCUUCCUGCUGCUCCUCCUCCCAACACGUCUUCUCCAGCUGUUUGCCUUACACUAGCCAAAAGUGAUACGAUAAGAGAACUCCGUCGUUUGAUUUUGUACUGCAGGUUUCUCGUCUUGAUUUCUCAGGUUUUCACAGAGCAUCUUAUAUCUAAGCUGUUGACUGGAAAUAGUAUUUCAAUCACAGAAA